Messenger RNA from Dovyalis caffra, 213 nucleotides. The record is from the annotation of a GenBank genome assembly. NCBI's taxonomy places the organism in Eukaryota, Viridiplantae, Streptophyta, Magnoliopsida, Malpighiales, Salicaceae.
AUGCCGCUAUGCAAGAAGAUGAGACCAUGGCAGUGGACAAAAUUAAUUCUAUUUCCAGAAAUUGUACUGACACGUACCGGAGAUAACGGAACGGCAAUCACGGAACCAGAGUUCCCUAAACAACACAAUGCAAUGAAUGACAUGGUAGCAGGGGUGAUUAUUAAAAUAAUCCAAAAUACUUUGUUGAUGAUUGCUAAUGUGGAGCCGCAAUGA